GGGGGAGGAGGGAGAUGCAGCCGCCGAGGCAUUUUUGGUGCGGAUGGCUGCAGCUGGCACGCAUCCAGCGCGAGCCUUCAGGCCCUGUGCUGUCAGGCGGGCAGAGGCUGAAAUACUGGCAGCAGAAAGUUCAGCUCUGCCCAGCAGGGAGAAGAGCUGCAAGGCGAGGGAAGGAACUUUUGCAAGGUGUUUCUGCCUCUGUCUGGCUGGCAGCUGGGGCUGGCAACAGCUAUGCUGUGCAUUUCAGUUCUAAGAGAGAAGGAGGAAUUAUAUUUGUUGAUAUAAUGUUGUUAUCAUGUAGUGAUCAAAUAGUGGCUCAGAACAUGCUCAGUUUUGCCCCGGCUGUUGAAGCAGGGCUCUGCUAUCGGUUCUUUCAGUCCCCUUUUUGAGACAGAUCUAUGGUGGUUAAUCUGUUUUAGCCAGAGCGUUACCUGUUGUGUUGUGCAUUGCCUUCCUGUGCAGGGCGUUGUGAGCAAGGCCAGGCUGAAGAAGGGAGCUGAGGGAAGAAGCUGGAGGUGGGGGGAAGAGGGAGGAGGGGUGAGCAGGAUGCGUCUCUCCUCAUCCACCCUACAGUCACUCAUGUUUGCAUCAGCCAUAGCAGGUGGGAAAGGCAGUUACACUGGUACAAUCCCAGUGACAUUCACUUCCAUUUGUAUAUUAUGUGUGCUUCAUUUCUGUGCAUGACCAUGGAUGAGAGAUCUGAGUUUUUGUUGUUAGAAUUUGUGGAGAAUGGUGCCUCACUGGAGGCAUUAGAACAGGCAGUAGACUCAUUAACUGCUCACUUAGAAGAAAAACUGGGCUGUGAACCCACAAAAGUGCAAGGACCAGGUUUGUUGGUAAAAUUCCUGGAUGUAAUUUGGUCAGUGCGAUAACAGACGAUGUUCAGGUGUUCCCAGGUCCCUACCAGGCCAUAGCAGCUGCAGGAAUUUGGGGGUAUAUUGAGAUACUGUUGUUCCUUUAUACCCCACCUAGCGCAGCUGCUGCGGCCUUUGUGUCUGCUCACAAAGAAAGGCCAAGAAUGGGACUGGAGGUGAAGGGAAGAACAGGCAUUCCAGCAAGCAAAACCAGCUGUUAAACAGGCCCAGGCACUGGUUAUAUUUGGUCCCACUCUUUCAGCUGAACCAGAUGCAUGCAACUCAAGAUGGGUUUGGCUAGCGUCUAUGGCAGUGCCAAAAUUCCGCUUGAAUCCAAGUUGGGUUCUGGUCUGAAGUUUGUUACAGAGCAGAAGAAAGGCAUCAUGUGCUGGCCACGUGUGUAUAGCGUUCAAGUGGAAAGAACCCUGCAGAUAGAAGCACUGGGGGAGAGAGAAGUGUCCUUUGAAGCGUUUGACUCCCUGCUGGCAGUGCCUAUCGCAUCCAACACCAGCAUGGUCCUUCUCCUUUUCAGUGGUUUGGCCUCUCUCAGCAGUUGGUACUGCAAUUCUGGAAGCAAUGUUCGGGUUACCUUGGCUAAUGCAACCGGACAAGAUACGCUAUGUCCAUGGCCAUAAAUGCCAGGACUUUGAUGGACUCUGCUGCAUGAAACUUUUGGACCAUUCCUAAUCCAUUCCAAACCUAGAUGAGUUAAGGGAUCUCGCUGAUCAGCUGCAGGAGUCCUUGGGAUGGAAUCCUUUUUCAGCCUGGGACUGGGGAUGAGGACUGCAGGAAAAGGUAAUACAGGUAGGCUGUAUCUUGGACCUGUAUUUCCUCACUCUUCUGUGCAAUAUUUCACGCUUCUUGCAACUUGUACAACAAGCUGUGCAAAGUGCUUUUUGUGGACUUGCAGUAAAAGUAGUGCAUAUUCCAAACCAGGAACAUGCAGCGGCAUGUGCCAGGGAUCUGAAGGUUCUGACCAAAGAAUGCUCCUGAAUUGGAACAAAGGACUCCGGGAAAGUGCUUACAGCUGACUUAGCUUGUUUUGCAAGAAGCUGACCUUGCAGGUUUACACUGUUUUGCAAGAAGCUGAACUUGUUUUGCAGGAAGUUGCUCUGCUGUGCCUCUGUAUCCUAUGCUGGCCACGCAGCUGCAGUGUCCAAGUAAAAAAGCCCUGCAGACACUGGGAGAGAAUAAAAAGAGGAGGGAGGUUGCAGUGGAUCCCGGGAGGACAAGUGCACCUUGAAACGGGGGAUGCACCAUGGGCAAUACCUAGUGAAACCACCGCAGGCAUGUUCCAUCUCAUCCUCCUGCUCAGCACUGUGUCCAUCUCUAGGAGGUCGGUAAGUCAUUUUUACCUGCUUGGGGAACUUCUGCUUGCUGCAUACAGAGUUAUCUAAGUGUAUGAAUGUGUGCGUGUGUCAAAUAAAACUUAUGAUUCUCAGA
This is a messenger RNA of Centrocercus urophasianus (Greater sage-grouse), 2297 nucleotides long. RefSeq lists its product as uncharacterized. NCBI's taxonomy places the organism in Eukaryota, Metazoa, Chordata, Aves, Galliformes, Phasianidae. The record is from RefSeq and is a predicted model, not a curated record. The transcript is spliced from 4 exons. The coding region runs from base 1130 to 1489 and encodes 119 amino acids.